CCGCCCCUGCCGCAGAGCCGGGCGGGCCCUGCUCCCGGCCCCGCUCCCGGUGCAGGUGGCCGGGCCGCAGCGGACGCCCCGGAGUCCGGCCACGAUGCUGCGUUUCACUGCUUUUGCAGCUGUGCUGCUGUUCUUCAGGCUCACUCUAGAACUGUCCUGGGCCCARGCCAUCCCUGCUCUCUUCAUCGUCUACCUGGGAUCUGGCGGAUGGGACUUCUUCCUCAUAUUUGUCAAGACAAUACGAAGGGAYGUCACCACGGGGCUGGUCCUGCUGCGGGUGAAGUGGCAGGUAUGGAGGCACGUGAGGGAGAAGAACACAAUCGCCAAGAUCUUCCAGAAGACUGCGAAGAAAUACCCAGAGAAGACAGCACUGAUCUUCCAAGGCACAGGCGAGAGCUGGACAUUCCGGCAGCUGGACGAGUACUCCAACCAGGUGGCCAAUUUCUUCUUUGUCCAAGGCUUCCGCUCGGGUGACGUGGUGGCGCUUUUCAUGGAGUCCCGCAAUCAGUACGUGGGGCUGUGGCUCGGCCUGGCCAAGAUCGGGGUGGAGACGGCCCUCGUGAAUUCCCACCUGCGCAUGGAGGCCUUGCUGCACUGCAUCACCAUCUCCAACUCCAAAGCUGUGGUUUUUGGGGUGGAGAUGAUGGAAGCAAUGCAGGAAGUGCAGCCCUCCCUGGAUAAAUCCGUCCAUCUCUUCUGGUCUGGGGAAGAAAGCCCUGAAUCCGUUCUUCCUGGGUCGAAACACCUGGACCCCCUCCUGCAGAUGGCCCAGCGACACCAGCCAGCYCCCCCUGAUAAGGGCUUUCUUGAUAAACUCUUCUACAUCUACACCUCCGGCACGACRGGGCUGCCCAAGGCUGCCAUUGUGGUGAACUGCCGGUACUUCCGCAUGUCCAGCUUAGUUUUUUACGGUUUUCGGAUGAGAUCUGAUGAUGUGAUGUACGACUGCCUCCCGCUCUACCAUGCUGCAGGGAACAUCGUGGGGAUCGGGCAGUGCCUGCUGCAGGGCAUGACGAUUGUCAUCCGCAAGAAGUUCUCGGCCUCACACUUUUGGGAGGACUGUGUGAARUACAACUGCACGAUCGUGCAGUACAUCGGGGAGAUCUGCCGCUACCUGCUGAACCAGCCGUACCAGGACGCCGAGCGGCAGCACCGGGUGCGCAUGGCCGUGGGCAACGGGCUGCGGGCCUCCAUCUGGAAGGAGUUCAUGGCCCGCUUCGGCAUCGCCCAGGUGGCCGAGUUCUAUGGRGCCACCGAGUGCAACUGCAGCCUGGGAAACUUUGAUGGCAACGUUGGGUCAUGUGGCUUCAACAGCAGGAUCCUACCAGGUGUGUACCCCAUUGGUUUGGUGAAAGUGGAUGAAGACACCAUGGAGCUGAUCCGGGGACCAGAUGGUGUCUGUAUCACCUGCAAACCAGGGGAGCCGGGGCAGCUGGUGGGUCGCAUUGUCAAGAGCAAUCCCCUGCAGCACUUCGAUGGYUACCUGAAUCAGUCAGCCACCAACAAGAAAAUUGCCAGGGAYGUGUUUGCAAAAGGGGAUGCUGCCUAUCUCACAGGGGAUGUCCUGGUGAUGGACAAAUAUGGCUACAUGUACUUCCGAGACCGCACCGGGGACACAUUCCGAUGGAAAGGGGAGAAUGUCUCCACCACGGAGGUGGAGGGAACGCUGAGCCGCAUCCUCAACCUGACAGACGUGGUGGUUUAUGGUGUGGAGGUCCCAGGGAUUGAAGGAAGGGCAGGAAUGGCAGCCAUCGCCGACCCGGACAACUCSUGUGACCUGGAAGACUUUUCCAGCAAGCUGAAAAAGGCCCUGCCACUSUAUGCACGUCCCGUCUUCCUGCGGUUCCUGCACGAAGUCUCCAAGACAAGCACUUACAAGUUYCAGAAGAUGGAGCUGCGGAAGCAGGGCUUCGACCCCGCCCUGGUGAAGGACAGGUUGUAUUUUCUGGACUCCAGGCAAGGCCGUUACCUGCCGCUGGACCAGGCAGCGUUUAGCAGGAUCCAGUCGGGAGACCAGAAGCUGUAACCGGUGGGGCUCAAGCAAGGCACCUUCCAAAUCCUGCUGGGAAAAGGGGGCAAGGCAGGCACUGGGGAAAGAAAGAUUCAUGGAGUGAUACAACGGCACGCUAGAGAUUUUAUUUGACGAGUUUUACAGAUAAGGGUUUGGGRGUAACACAGAGGGGACUGAGGGGAGGGGGAUGGUCACAUACCAAAGCAUUGACUCAUUAUGGCUUUAUUUUCUACUUGGUACCAUGGUGGUGGUCUCAUGCCACAGGAGGGGCRGGGCCCUGGCCAGUUGAGGAGGGGUGGGGUGCCCCUGCCAUUCCACUUUGCUUUUCCUGUCUUUCCCUCCCUUCUCCUGCCUGCAGCAACCCUUCCUUGCGAAGUCCAUGAAGGGACCGGUGCUGGGCUCUUCCCCACUCCUCUACCAAGUAGCCAGCUCCUCCUUGGCACAGGGACCGUGCUGGCAGAGGGAAGCUGGGUGCCAGGCGCAGCCCCUUCCCUCUGCAUGGCCCUGCUGGUGUUGUGUGUCUGCUGUGAAUCAGGGGAGCAGGGUAGUGUUGGGCUCAGGAAGGGGGCAGGGGUGUGUUUCUACCAUGCCUUUCUCUCUCCUGGGGAUGACAUUUCUAUUUUUCACAAUCACACGCACAUUAUAUUAUAUAUAUAUAUAUUA
Messenger RNA from Malurus melanocephalus (red-backed fairy wren), 2674 nucleotides. RefSeq names its product solute carrier family 27 member 4 (gene SLC27A4). The transcript has 13 exons. The record is from RefSeq and is a predicted model, not a curated record. Gene Ontology annotation, molecular function: long-chain fatty acid-CoA ligase activity; long-chain fatty acid transmembrane transporter activity. Lineage: Eukaryota; Metazoa; Chordata; Aves; Passeriformes; Maluridae. Gene Ontology annotation, biological process: very long-chain fatty acid catabolic process; medium-chain fatty acid transport; long-chain fatty acid import into cell. Bases 95 to 2026 code for a protein of 643 amino acids. Gene Ontology annotation, cellular component: microvillus; plasma membrane; endoplasmic reticulum membrane.